GCAGAACUGGUCUUCUCCAGGCCAUGAGUCAGAAACAAAGUAGGAGUGGAGAUGGAAUAAAAGGGGAAGCCAUGCCACAUCAUGUUCAGACCUGACAGAGUUUCUUUCUCCCAGUUGCAGAGAGCUUGACCUGAAUGGCGUUUCCAACUGGCACAAUCGCAAGGGGUGGCUUUGGGAAAGUGUACAGACAACGAUACAAAGACCAUUGGGCUGCUAUAAAGAAAGUCCCACAUUACCUCAUCCCCAGGAAGGAUCUGGAAAGAGAAUGUGAAGUGUACAAUAAAGCAAGCCAUCCCAACAUAGUGAAGCUUCUGGGGGACAUAACCCUCUCAGAUGGGAAAUGGAUCAUUCCACUAGAGUUUAUUCAUGGCGAAGACUUGGAGACAACUAUAUUCAAAGCAACAAAGUCUAAGCUGCAGCUUACUCCUUCCACUAAAGCCAUCAUUAUUGUUGGGAUGUGUGAAGGGCUUCUUCAUCUCCACUCCAAAGACAUCGUGCAUCAGGACCUCAAGCCUGAAAAUAUCAUGGUUGAACAUGGCACAAACCGAGCUGUGAUCAUUGACUUAGGACUGGCUAAGUUCUUUAGGUAUGGACUAAACUCUGCAGUGAAUAUGGGGAAUGAGGCUUACUCCCCUCCAGAGGUGCUAAACAGAAGGUGCCAGCGAAACCAGCUAUCGGACGUUUGGGCCAUGGGGAAGAUCAUUGCUGAGUUUUUGGCCCGAAUCCGGCUGUACACACCCACUGUAUGUCCAGCGAAGAUCAGAGAGGUCCUGAGAGAGCAGGCUUACUGCAAUCCAGUUUGUCGAAUGGUGGAGCAAAACCCAUCUCAAAGAACGACAAUGGCUGGAAUUAUUGAGGACUUACGAAAGGCAGGGGGUGUUGGUCGCAUCACCUAUCCAGAUCCUCCAAAAUAUAACCUUGAUGUACCAGAAAACAAUGAUCGAGGCAGAAGACAAUCUCCAAGGCCAUUAGGCAGGAGAAUGAGCAGAAGCAUGUCUCCACGUACAAGAAAUAUCCCCCCUAUGAAUAGAGGCAUUCCACCAUUUAGAAGGAACGCAUCUCCUGUCCGACGAGCUAUCUCUCCACCCCACUUUCAAAGACAAAGAGCUCCAAUACCUUUUCCCCAAAGCAGGUUCCUACGCCGAUGAAAAAGAAGCAACAAACUUCAGCUUUCUCUCAAUCGAUUACAUAACAAAGUAAAAGAACAUCCAUUCUGAAUUCAAACCAUAGUUGUUUUUCAUUUCAUUGUGUUAUCAUUUUGUGAUGACGUGAAUGCCUUCAUGAGCGGGCGUAACAUUUCCUCUAACUUCAUUGCUUGUCAAGGAAUAAAACCAACAUCAAAGCUAAUAAAAAUGUUUUUUUCUAAGAAAAAA
Molecule: messenger RNA, 1373 nt
Organism: Oryzias latipes (Japanese medaka)
Lineage: Eukaryota; Metazoa; Chordata; Actinopteri; Beloniformes; Adrianichthyidae
Product: serine/threonine-protein kinase Nek7
Biological process (GO): protein phosphorylation
Molecular function (GO): JUN kinase kinase kinase activity; ATP binding
Source: RefSeq, a predicted model, not a curated record